Molecule: messenger RNA, 1827 nt
Organism: Ruditapes philippinarum (Manila clam)
Lineage: Eukaryota; Metazoa; Mollusca; Bivalvia; Venerida; Veneridae
Product: extracellular tyrosine-protein kinase PKDCC-like
Exons: 2
Coding region: 354-1637 (427 amino acids)
Biological process (GO): protein phosphorylation
Molecular function (GO): non-membrane spanning protein tyrosine kinase activity; ATP binding
Source: RefSeq, a predicted model, not a curated record
AUGUGAGUUCAGUUGAAAAAUGUUAUAGUAAGUGUAUCAGCAAUAGAACCGAGCAACAGAAUCACAUGUAUUGGAAAAACUAUUCAGCAACUAGCACAAAAUUUGCUUCUUUUAUUUAUUUGCUUUUUGUGGCAUAAAAGACUGACGUUAAGUUUGUUUCGUAUCGGUUUCGAAGCAAACGAUAAUAAUUAAAAUAAAUACAAAUAUUGAUUAAAUAUUAAAUAACUGGAAAUAAUAAAUGUGUAUUUCUCUGGAACAUACUUGUUACUGAAGACAUUUAACAUGUUUUAAACUCUAGUCUGACGAAUACAUUAUUGGUAAAAUUUCAUCGAAAUAUUUCGAACUUAUGUGACAUGCGGAGUUACGCAAUAUAUAACCGUUUUCACAAGUACUACAUCGUGUUUCCACUUAUUAUUUACGCAUGCCUAAUGUACAGAAUGCUAGAAAAUACCUGCGGGAAAAAGAAAAUGGCCUUUGACGAAACAUCAUACAAAAGUUAUAACGAUCCUACUUCCAGGAAAAUAAUGCAGCUAUAUGGUAAUGGAACAGAAAAGUUGUUUGAAAUAGUUCAAGAUUAUAGGUAUAUCGAACAAAAAAAGAAAGAAGUGUUUCAAUCUUUAAAGCAGUUCAUAUCAAGGGCUGACUUUGACAUAUCAAGGGAAAACAGUCUCAAUGAAAUCCUGUCUCUUAUCAACCGCAAAGAUCAAAGUAACAUUAGAAAAACACGAAGUACGGUAAAUAAUGAAGACACAUCAUAUUACAUUAAACGUCCAAUUUAUAUGAUUAACUGUUCGAAUAUUCACGAAAUAAAGUUAAAAAACAAGAUAGGGCACGGGGUCUCGAAACAGACGUUUGAAGGUGAAUUUAAUGGAAUUCCGGUUGCAGUUAAGAUGGUAACAAGACAUCAAAGCGAAGUAAAAGCAUGUGUAAAUAAGAUAAAUGAAGGACACGAAAAAAAAGAAGAAUUAAGAUCGAGAUGCUUUGUUUUCCCAACAAUGAAACUUAUGAAAGAAAUUUUAUUACUUGAACAGAUAUCGCAUCCUGGAUUUGCUAAACUGUUAGGAUAUUGUGUGCGAAACGAAGACAGUGAAACAACAGAUCUAACAGAACGAGGAAUUGCAAGCGUUUUUGAACUUGGUGAACGUGUUAUGGUUUAUAAUUUACAAACAUUAACGUGGCAGAAUAGAUUAAGACUAGGACAAGAACUUGCUGAUUUUCUUAACUACCUCGAAUAUUCACCCCUUGGGUCAUUGAGAAUCAGGGAUUUUAAGGAAGAGCAUUUCCUUCUUUACAAUAACAGUUUGAAAAUGAUUGAUUUGGACGAUGUAGAUAAUUUAGAACCUGUAUGCAGUAUUUAUGUGAGCGCCGAUACUCAAGCUGAAUUAGCAAAAAGUGGUAAAUCAAACGGCUGUGGAUUCAAUUUAACAUGCCAAAGAGGGUUGUGUGCUGGGUUCAAUGCAAAACAAAACAUGAAGUUCAUGAACCAGCUGUUUUUCAAGAAAUUGUUAUAUCCUACAAUAUUUCCAAAACUUAUUUCACAAGAAAUGGGAUUUCUACUUGCUGAUAUUGAUAGUUAUAGAGUAACGGGAGCAGGUAUUGCACAAAAGCUUCUAAAAUUACGGGACAUUUUGCAGUAAAUUCGGCAAUCUCCAGGAACCCCCUAUACUUAUCACCGUCUACAAAUACAGUAAUGGAAUGAGCCUACUAUACCCCGGUGGCUUAUCUAGUAUAUAACCGUAAAAUUUAACAAGAACCACUAGACUUUUUGCAUUUGCUUUUUCUUAAAGCAAACAAAUAAAAAAAUCUUUAAAAGAAUAUUAAAGAAAA